AUGCCUUCAACUCGCUCUCGUGCGGACACUCGGGCCAAUCUUGCCCAGUUUUCACACCCAAAUUCUGCCACUCCGCCGUCGCAGGUCGCAGCCCCUGCAGCUCCGAUCUCAGCGUCGUUGGCAAAUGUGACUGACGAUGGCCUGAUCUCAGGCCGCGACGCCAGGGAACUGCGCGACGCAACGGCACAAGCUAUCACUGAAGUAUGGACGGAUAGCAGGAACGUGGCAGCCAAUCUGGCCGAGAAGAUCAACGCCAACAAUGCCUCGCUCCUGGAAGACCUGAACCAGUCCUUCGCGGCAAUGAGUCAUCGUAUCGACGGUCGUUCACCCCAUAUUACUACCCAGAUCCCAAUUCCAUCUCUUCCUGAUUUCAGCGGUGCGGACGAUGACCCGACUCAGUUCUCGGACUGGCUCUCCCGUGUAGAGGACAUCUUCGAUAUGCUGGCAACUCCACUGUCUUCCGCGACGAAAGCCAAGUUGGUGAAAGGUCACCUUCAAGGCCUAGCCAGGGAGAAAGUCAACCAACUUACUCCUGAACAGCGGGACAAUUACGAGUUACUGGUCGCUGAACUGAAGAAACGUUUCGAGGGUCCACAUCGCCGUUACCUGGCUCGCCAGGCUCUGACAGGUUGCCGCCAACAGCCAGAAGAAUCGUGCUUUGCCUUCGCCAAUCGUCUCCUCCGUUUGGUAAGGGCUAGCACAGCGGGACUGGAUCCGCAUUCACAGAAAGAACGCCUUUUGGAUGAGUUCGUCCCGACUGCAAACGGACAUCAGGUUUCAUACUCCUCUUCUGUAUGGCCUCCUCGCGCUUCUCUUUCUUCUGUAAACGUACUGGCCCUCAACAGCGGGGAGCGCUUCUUCGUCGCUCAGAUCCCCAUCAAGGUCAACAACAUCAAUAUUCUCGCGUUGGUGGAUACAGGAGCAGCAACAAUCACAAUUACAUCUCGUCAAACUGCUCCUCUGCUAGGCGUUUUCUCUCUUGUUCCAAGCGACAUCCCCUCGGCUCUCGGUAUGGCAGGCAUCCCCAUCAAGCUCAUCGGUUGCGCUAUGCUUCAUUUCCAUAUCGGUUCCGUGCAACUCGAUCAUCAGGUCUAUUUUGCGGAAUCAGCCGGUAUUCCUCAAAGUGCCGACUCUUACAACAUCAUCAUGGGCAACGAUCUCCUCUCUUGUUUGCCUCCUUGGACUAUUCACUAUGGCAGCCGAACAUUUCACUUUGCGAACCGGAACGUCAACAUACUUUCUGCCCAAACUCUGCUCGAGAAUGCCGAUAUAUCGAUAGCAGUCCGCGCAGCUGAAACUACCGUACUCUCGCCAACGUCCGAAAUCUUUGUUCCGUGUGCCAUCGAUUCCCCACAUCCAGCAUUCGUCUUGACGUCACAAUCUGAUCAGCUGUUGAACAAAAACGUCAUGAUUACGCCGGCAGUAGUCCAUUCGGGUCGCAUCCAGGUCUUGGCAACCAAUCCGUCGUCCGAGGCCCAAAUUCUGUACAAAGGGACGCUAGCUAAGGGGCCUUCUUGCCCAGUUUUCAAACAUAAUCCCACCUUUCACGUAGACCUGUCUGAAGCCGAAGUGAACGAAGACCAGCGCCGCCAAUUAGCAGAACUAUUCGACGAAUUCAGCGACCGAAUAUCUCAAGACACUUACGACUUGGGAUCUUACGAAGUCACGCAGAUUGUCAUCAGGACCACCUCGGACAUUCCACCUACACGUUUCCGUCCCCCUCGGAUACCCGUCAAGUUUCAGAAGGAGCUGGACGACCACAUCAAUAAACUCCUUGGCUCCGGGCGCAUCGUCGAAAGCGACACUCCUUGGAUCCACAACACCGUUAUAUAA
This is a messenger RNA of Cylicocyclus nassatus, 1833 nucleotides long. The record is from the annotation of a GenBank genome assembly. Lineage: Eukaryota; Metazoa; Nematoda; Chromadorea; Rhabditida; Strongylidae.